AAGACACGUUUCGAUUACAGUAGUAUCGAUAUUUUUAUGCCGCACAAGGUUUUGAAAAUAAGUGUAAAGUGACUUUUACGGUGAAUGUAAAUAACGCCGAUUACUAAAUGUGUGUAAUGUUUCGAGAUUGUCGUCGUCGUCAUCAGCAUAGUACGCCACCUAUUGCAGAUUAUGAAUCACGAGUUAAUUAAGCAACUUGCUCGGAAGCAUGGGUGCUUGGAGAGGGUUCCCAUUGGUUCCUCAGCAAGUAAACCUGCACUGCAGAAACCAGAUCAAAUGUUUGAUUAUGUAAUAGUCAUUGAUUUUGAAUCAACAUGUUGGGACAAUGAGAACAAGUUCAAAUAUCAGCCAGAAGUUAUUGAAUUUCCAGCAGUCUUGCUGAAUACUAAGAGUGGAGCAAUUGAAGAUGAAUUUCAGCAAUAUGUUAUGCCUACCGAGAAUCCUAAACUUUCACGUUUCUGCCGAACUUUUACUGGAAUUAAACAAGAACAAGUUGAUGCAGGAGUGCCUCUUGCAACAUGUUUGCUUCUUUUUUCUCGAUGGAUAAAGAAAAUUACGGAGGAGAAAUCACUUAUUUUCCACAAGAAAGACAGCAUUCAUAAGUCGUGUACAUUUGUAACCUGGUCUGACUGGGAUUUAUCUACAUGUUUAGACAAUGAGUGCAGAAGAAAAAAUUUACUAAAGCCUGAAAUAUUAAAUCAAUGGAUUGAUCUACGUGCUACUUACAAGGCAUUUUACAAGCGUCAGCCUAAGGGUUUGAAUGGCGCAAUGUCGGAAGUUGGGCUACAAUUUAAAGGGCGCCAACAUUCUGGUAUUUCUGAUGCCCGGAAUACUGCUGCACUUGUGCACCACUUGGUUAAAGAUGGGGCAAUCCUGAGUAUUACUAAAGUUCUUCAAGCAACCCUGCAUACUAAUUAUAAGAGUGUCCUUACAGACAGCGAUGUACAAACAAAGUAUUCCAUACAUGAUUCAGUGACAAGGAAAGGAAUGGUUCCACAUCAUCAGAGUGAUACACCUGUUUCAUCACGGCAGAGAAAAAUAUCAGAUUAUCAAGGAACAGUGGGGAAAAUGGUGAAAGGUUCUUUGUGGCACAACAUGACUUUAGCUAAAGGAAAUACAAAUUCAAGGAACCAAGUCAUAUUAAAGAACUGUACCAUGUUGGGGGAGCGUACUCCUCUUCAAGUUAUAAAUCGUCCUGCAUCUGACAGAACACAAUCUCCCAAGCAAAAACCGGGUGUAAGCAACAGGGCAACACCACCUUUAUGUAACUGUGGCAGAAGAGCAUUACGCAAGAUAGUGUCAAUGCUUGGACCCAAUCAGGGCCGUUCUUUCUUCAUUUGCUCUCACAGAAGAACACUUGGUACAACUCGAAAAUCUGGUUGUGAUUAUUUCAAAUGGGUACAAUGAUUUUUGCUUAAGGCAAGUGUCCACUAAUUAAUAACUUCUGCAAGUGCUUGCUGAGGUGUUUACAUUAGAACAAAAACUUGUGCAAUUUUACUACUGCAGCUUCAAGUUAAUUUCAGAAACUUGCAGAAGUGUUCAAAAAACAGAGGAGCUGUCACCGUUGUUGUUAAAAAAAUCAUUACAAGACAAUGAUCUAGAAACAUUGACGAAUUCACUCAGAUCAGGGAAUGUUGUAUCCCAGCUCUUGUCUAUUGGAGGCAACAAAACAUAAAACAGGAUUAAAAAUGUGGCAAGGUGUAUCAUUAGAGAUGACCUUUUAAUUACUCUUCAAUUUUUGCAAGCAGUAUUUAUUGUAACUGUUGUUAUUAAAUGUUAUUGUGAACAAACGGCUAAAAUUUAAAAACACCGGUACUCCCAUUCUGGUGAAAUAAAGUAAAUGCCACUCAUGGAUUAGGCUUUCUUGUGUGAGCUGAUGUGGCUAGUGGAUCCACACCUUUAUUGUAAUUCGCUUUAGACUGUUACAAAAGUGCAUUUUUUGUUUUGGAAUUCAUAACAAAAACACUUGUGGCAUGCUAAAAUAAAAUGUGCAACAUAUUCUGUUUUAAUUCAAAAGAAGCCACAACACCCCGUGUCAUACAUAAAACCUGUGAGUCAGCACUUUGUCACUUUUUAUGCUGGGAAAAGUGUAAAUAGUAUCAAAAGGAGAAUUCAUUUCAGGAAACUGAAAUUACAAGGAGACAAAAUGGAUGGCCAGUACUACCAAUACAAGCAGAUACAUUAUUUGUAAGUUUACUUUCCUUCUUAGGUGGUUUCAAAGGUUAGGAUCCAUGUUUUUUCUGGUUUUAAAUGAAUGUAUUGUCAGUGCUGGAAAUUAAUCUCCUGGAGGUAAGUACUGUCCUACCAAUUCUGUUUCCUUGUAAGUUUAGAAAAAUGUACAUAUCAUGUAAAUACUUUAAUAGAAAUAAUAAAAUAUGAAUUUAUUUAAAGCAGUGGUCAGUUACCAUCUGUGUUUCAUUUUCUUUCUUCAAAAGCUAGUAAUACACAUUCUAAUUUGCCACAUUGAUGUUAUUUAUCAUAGAAUAACAAUUUAAUAUGGAAUUCGGGCUACUUAUGGUUGUACAUUUAAGCUGUAAAUUAAAAAAGUGAUUAAAACAAUUAUUUGUAUUUUUGUUAACAUUCAAUAAAUUUAAAGAUCUGUGGACCAAUGAAACAGUCUUGACCUAUCACCUCUCCUCCAAAGUUUAACUGAAAAAAUGUUUAAUAUAAUAUACUAGUUCAAAUGAAGUCUUAAUGUACUAUAA
Schistocerca gregaria is the source of this 2705-nucleotide messenger RNA. Its product is annotated as ERI1 exoribonuclease 2-like. The transcript has 5 exons. Gene Ontology annotation, molecular function: zinc ion binding; 3'-5'-RNA exonuclease activity; nucleic acid binding. Lineage: Eukaryota; Metazoa; Arthropoda; Insecta; Orthoptera; Acrididae. Gene Ontology annotation, biological process: exonucleolytic trimming to generate mature 3'-end of 5.8S rRNA from tricistronic rRNA transcript (SSU-rRNA, 5.8S rRNA, LSU-rRNA). Bases 172 to 1407 code for a protein of 411 amino acids. The record is from RefSeq and is a predicted model, not a curated record.